UGUAAGGCUCCAGGAUUGCAGGUUCAUUUUAUAUGCCUGUAUAAUUAUUUCAUUAAUUGAACAUGCUGUUAAAGAGCUGGUACUUGAAAAUUGUAUCUGCAGAAAGAAUUUGAACGUAUCAGUUUUCUACUUUCCUUAAAAUUACUUUUGAUGGUGUGACUAUAAUAUGUAAACGUGACCUGUGUGUACUAAUGUGAAGAUAUUUUCAGCCCUAGAAACACAAAUAAGACUUUCUUUCAAGAAAGUUUUGUUAGUUCUUUAUUGUGAAUACAUACAAAUCAUUUUUAUAAAUGAUGUACUGGUAUUUGUAGAUACUCAAUGUGAAACGAUUCAUCUUAGUCACCAAACAGUUUUUAUGUUUUACUUACUUUUUUAGAUUUUAGUGUACUUUGUAGAGUUUACAGUGUCGCAGAGAACAUACAAGUAUUUUUACUCAGUUUUCACAGUGGGAAAGUGUUUCAAAUGGCUUAUGGUUUUGACUGUAUUGCAAAGUACUUUUGUUAUUUCCUCAUUGUGCUAACUGCUAAGUAAUAUUCUCUGCCUAUUGUUUGCUAAAUAUGUGAUUUUUGGCACUGUGUCUUAAGCACAAUCCUGCAAAUUGUUCAUUUGGGGAGGGACUGGAAGAAGUUAAUUCUAGACUAAAAUGUACUCGUGGUGGCAGAUUUAUGAGGAUUAGCCUAAUUGUCUAAACGAAACCUCAAAUCAUUCUAUUUCUGCAUAUUUUUUAAACGAUACAUUUACAUGGCAUAACUGUAGGCUGAUCUUGUCUCUUUCCUGUAAAUGUGAUCAUAAACAUCAAAUUGGGUUUAAGUCUUAACCUUUAAUGCUCUUACUCUGAAACUAUGCUUUGGCUAAGGUUAGUCUUUAAAUUCUUGGCAGUAUAUUGAAGGCCUAGUUAUACUUUACCUGCUUUUGGUCUUUGACAAAUUUUUGUACAUCUGAAUAGCUAAAAAUACAAACAUUAUUUUUCAGUGGACAUAGCUAAUGUAACAGAGGUCCAUUUUUAGCCCUUUGCAAAUCAAGUCACCUGUUUUCCCCAGAAGCACUAGAGAUUUGUUCAUCAAGUGCAAUUGCUUCUGUAACAAGCAACAUUAUCGUAUGAACUUCUCUAGUCCAAGCUUUCUUUUGAAAUCAGUAGGUUCUCAUCUUUCUGCUACCACCUUAUUAGUAUUGGAAAGCUGUUGUAGUAUUUUAUUCAUCUGCUUCUCUGAUAGCACUGUCUAGAAUCCCAUACGUACUGUUUGCUCAAAUUGUCCUUUACGUCGUUCCCCCCCCACACACACAUUUACCGUGAAGUAUUUAUCAAGUGACUUCCUAGCUAUUCUUUGACAAACUAAACAAGGCAAGGUCUUUUUGCAUAUAUGGGAAGUGCCAACAUUCUAAAAGGAAUAUAACGUGGAUAAGCUCAUCUAAUUGCUUUAGAUGCCUAUUUCUUUCAUACAUGCAAAAUUAUAAUUACAUGUAUAAUCACUCCUGGUCUUUAUGUCAAAAGCAAGCUGCUUAUAGCUAAAAAUAGAAGAAACUUUAAAAAUUAAUCCGUAAGAUAAAACCACAGCCAUAUUUUUGUGUACUUUAUCCAUUUUUGAUAAGCACACAUAAGGACUGCCCCUUUAGUUUUAGUACUGCUUAUGUAACUGACUUUUGCAGAUUAUUGACAAGGAAACAAAUUUUACCGGCUAAUGGAAGAAAUUAAACUAAACUUGCAAACUCAUACUUAGGGAAGGCGAUGGAACAAAAUAUGUGCACAUGCAGUACCUGACAUUAAGGGUUAUGUGCCUAGACCUGUUGACACCAAGGAAGAACGAAUGUCUUGUGCUCCCAUCACUUUUCAAAAGGAAAAAUACAUGUGCCAAAUAUUUGACUAUGGUUGACUGCAGAUGCUAGAAAAGGUGGGUGAUACUAUAGCAUAUAGGUGCAAUUGGCAUUGUAUGAAGUUUUGCAUAACUGAUUGCGCCUGGUACAGUUUCUGUCUGUAUCUAUCUUAGGUAUUUACAAGGCAUCUAUCACCUUGGUACCUAAGCAGUUUGAAAAAUGCACCCACCCCAGGAGGCAUGAUGCAGACACAGGCAGAGGCCCAGGUCCAGAGCAGCAGAGGCAGGUCCCAGGAAGCUCCCCAACUCUGUUACCGCUGUUGUUGAGCUCCUGGUCCACUUGUUGUGGCCAAGGAACAUCUCCACCUACCUGUCAGCAGGAAGACGGUACCCUACCCCUCACGUCCAGCUCCACUGGUGGGGAAUCUGAAAAGGAAAGAUAAUGGAAAAGGCAACGAUCCAGUAGCAGAGGUGAAACAGAAAUGGUGGGAUUUCAAAAGGAGGGAUUCUUAAAGAGCAGCACAUCACAGGGGAGGGAUCAACUGCCAGUCCAAGUGGCAGAUGUCACUGGGGAACAAGAUGGGGAGGUUCCUGGAUCCUCGGGGCAAGCUGGCCGUCACCGAGGGAGCUCGCCAUCCACGCCAGCCGAAGAACAGGAAUCCUCGGUGCCUGCUUCUGACGAAGACUCGCCGGCCAGGACCACAGAGAGCUGGCAGUGGCCGUUGUCCUCAUCUGAAACGCACAGCAACGUUGGGGAGGAUUUUGAGGGAUUUCAAACGCCAGCGCGGACUCCGGAGUGUACCAUGGACAUACAAUCUCCCGGGGAUCAGUCACUCAGUAGGACUCCUCAGUUUGAAAGUGACUCUCCUGAGGAGGAGGGAAAUGAUGAAAUGAAUGAAGAGCACCGCGGUGUUGAGCCUGUCCCUAGGGAUCGGGGUUGGAGAGGGCAGCCCCAGCUAACAGAGGGAGAGAAGCUGUUGAUGGAAACCAACAGUAGGAUUGUGCAGCUGCUGGAAAAUAUCAAGAGGGAGCAUGCACAGUCCAUGGGUCUCAUGUCGCAGUCCAUGGGCCGUAUGGAGCUGCAGCUGGGCAUUGUGGCUACCUCCACAAGAGCCAUCCAUAACUACCUGUCAGAGAUUUUAGCUUUCCUCAAGCAGCCAAGGACGCAGGUCCUUGAAACACGCAUCUCCCAAAGAGCCACCCCCCAUGUCGAGUUAACCUGUGCCUCGACAUGGACUGGUGAGGAUGCAGUGGCAUCCUCCACUGUGUGCUUACCAGGGGCAGAAGGGACGAGCGACUCUCGAGAACCACCGCAGGCCACACUGCCUUGUCGCAGUGGCCGGCUGCAGAGAGCCAUAACCGAGAGGGCCUCGUUGCCCAUGCCUACACGCCAGGCAAAAGGGGGAGGGAAGAAAAAAUAACCACAUCAUAGGAUUUUUAGGGUUUUUUUUAAUGUGCCUGUCCUUUUAAUUCUUAGCCAUAAGGCCAUCGGUGGCAGAAUUCAACCAUUUCCUACAUUGGCUAACAUUGUAUUCUGGCUGACUAGAUUAGUCUAACAUUUUGUAGUUUAUAUUUGCACUGUUAACGAUGUGUGCUGCUGGUAUUUGAAGAACAUUUGCCUCUGUUCUUUCACUUUAACUUCAUACGAGCAUUUUUUUACUCUGUGCCAGGCAUUCAUUGCUUUUCUUACAAAUACAAGUCAUUUCUUGAGGCAGCUGUUUUUUGAGUUUUCUUUCUCCAUUAUCCCAUCCCCUCUGAGCAAGCAUUCUGGAGUCGGUGGUAAGUAUACAGGUCUUGGCAAUACUCGCCUCCAAAACUGUGUUCGAUCAGUCUUUGCCUGGUGUUUCUGGCAUGCCAGCCUGAGGUGUUGGGGUUAGCCUGUACCGGAUCAUGAUCAUUCUUAUCCUCUGUGGGUCUGACAAGCUCACUUUCUAAGACCCUCGGUGGAGCUAAUCCACAUGUCUUGGCUAUGUCGUACAAUAAGUAAUGUUGCCAGGAUCAUACCUCAUAUUUAUAUUUUGGGGCCUGUAUAGUGACGUGCCACCAGAUCUAUCUAGGCACAUGACUCUCAUUUUCAAAGUCCCUUUUCUGAUGGAUCUGGUGGUUUGAUGGGCAGCAUUAUAAUUUUUCCUCUGAGAGAGUCUGGGGAUUUGGAACAGGAGUCACUAAGCAAUGUGUUCUACGGGGAUAAGAGCCAUCUCCUGCAACCAAUCUGUUAGGAGGAGACUGUCCCCUGUAAUUAUCACAGAUAUUAAUUAUUUAAGAAAAAGGAAAAAAGCAACUUGCCUAGCAGCCAGACCUCUUGAGAAUGUAAAAGUCAUGACAUGCUGUUGGGUACUGUGCUACUAUGUCUGUAAUUAAGAGCUUUUCAUCAGAGACGACCUACACGUUGAUAAAAUGCAACUACUUUCUGUGCCUUUAGGCCAUCUAAUUUCCUGAGGGCUGGCACCCUGAGCAGAGCACGGGUGCAAUUGCUAACCUACAGGGCAGAUGGAAACGCACUUUGCAAUAAAUUAUGUUAUAUCUGUUGGUGCUGCCUCUCUCGGGGGAAUUUAAUAUUAUAGUGGCACUCAAAUUGCUAUAUGCAUGCAGAGGCAUCAGACUGGCUUAUACAUGUGAUAGCCCUGACAGUUCUCUGAAAGGAUGCUGUUACCAGGAGCCCCUUGAGCGGUGGUAACUAAUUAUCACAGGUGUAGCAUGGCUCCUGUGUUUGAUUCUCAACGUACUGUUGUGACUUCUUGUAAAGGUUCAGAAGAGUUUGUAUGGCAAAGCAGUGAUUGAUUCCUCCUCUGGCAAAUACUAGAGAAUAAACGUAGGCCUAAAAAUCCUCUUCUAUGCUUACAACUGAGCUGCGCUCUCUCUCCAGUGAGCCAUAGAUUCUUCUGUCUUUCUGUGAGACUGAAGUUAUUCAAAAUAAAGCAGAUAGAAUUUUGUUGUUCUACAAAUCAGCCACAAGUUAUUCCCUUCUAAGUGUGUGUGCGUGCGUGCUUGUGGCUCUGCUUUGCUAAAUGACCGGUUUGACGACGAAAUGCAGCUGGCAUGGCCAUCCUCCAAUGUAGGCUUUUUCAACUGCAGAAAUAUUUCUUCCCUGCCACCUACAUCCAGCUGCAUUCCUUUUAAAAAUACCAUCGGAGGCAUGCUUCUUUGGCCACUCUGUCGACACACCUUACACCAGGUGCAAAUUUCUGCACCCAUCCUGUGGCUUUUUUAUAUCUGUUUUCUUAAAACUGUUUGUAAAGGUAUCCUUAGAGAAUUUCCAACACAGGCUUGUAAGAUUCCCCUCUCAUUGGUAUGAGAAAUGAAUGCUGCAGAGUAUUUAAGAUCACAAGGAGGUUGGGAGAGAAGCCGAUUAGUAAGCCUGAUAAAUUAUUCCAGUAUGUGCGGCCUUUGAACAUGUGUUUCUGGUGCAUACAUGAUUUGCACACUGGUACUGUGGAUAUGAACAGCCUAGUUAAAGGCAAAGGCAAGUGAAAGUUUGUCCCAAUAUGCUUAUGUCUUAUUUCUUCGGGAUGAGUUUGAAUGAAGCUGAGUACAGUUCAGCCAGUUAAUUUUCUUAGCCUCAUUAGCACGUUUGAUAAUACAGUGAGAAAUGUUUUUAUUUUGCAUAGUGCUUUCACUUCAAAAGUGUGAUGCAGUUGUGGCCAUAUGCUAAGAUUUUGACGUAUUCUGCAGGACCCGCCAUGUAGCUGCUGCCAUUUAGAAUAAAUCUCGUUCCAGAAGUUGGCUGCUUCUAUAGGUUCAAUUUUUUUGGUUGUAGUUUUAAAAUUACAACUUCCACUCUACCUUUGCUUUCUGAUCGAAGGCAGCAGAGCAAAAGAAGAAGCUGCACAGGUGUAGCAGUGCUGCUGUUGGAGAUACGACGUGGGGAGCCCCUAAGGAGUUCCUUGCAAAGCAGCUUAAGCUUUAAUGUGCUGUCCUCUCCUCUUUCAAAGUGCUUUAGCUAGACUUGGCAAGGCACAAAGCACUGCUUGAAUGGGAGCAGCUAUAGGGCGAGAAGGACUGAGAACCCGUCUGCAGACAAGAAACCUGCAAUAAACAUACAGAAAACAGAGUUAUUUCCAACUGGAAAUAGUAGAUGGUCUUAAGAAUUGGUACCAACUGAUAUUUUGGUCAGAUCCAAAACUAGGAUCUGACUUCUAAUGUUGUCUAGCAAAAUCAGUGCAGCUGGAGGGUAUGUAUGUUUCAUCCCCAAACAAAUAUUUUCAUGCUUUUCAAGUGUCUGUCAUAGCCUCAUCACUUUUUCCCUGUAGCUUUUUGUUGUCUGAAUGGGUAUAUGGUUACAUGUGUCUGUUAAAAAUAAAGGGGAUCAGUUCUUACAUGGUAUAUUUAUAUUUCUUAUUUACAGAUUUUGAGUACCUAGUGCUUCAAUGUCCACACCUUCCUACUUUCUGUAUCCCAAAGACCAGUUGUUUGGCUUCUGGGAUGAUAAAAAGGAUGGGAGAGACUUAACAGGAAAUCUCUGCCCAGUUGAAGCUCUUGGUGAUAGAUCCCCUGAGUACUUGUCUACAGUCUAGCCAUAUUUUGAUGUAUAGGUCAAAUGUUUAUGGUUACACCAUUGCUUUCUGAUGCCUUUUGCUGAGCAGAAGUGCAGAUAUUUUUCUUUCAGAAGUCCACAGUUUGUAUUACAAAGUCUUAUGAAAUGUGACUUGAAGUUUGUUUGAUUUUUGAAUACAUGUGAUGAUUUAAAGAAUUUUUUUCCUUUUCUCCUUCCACUGGAUGAUUUAAAACACACAAAAAUAAAGCAGACCAAUGAAAAGAAUUGAAUGCUAACUUCAAUCGAAAAGAAACAGCAACACUACUCUUGUGAGACAGUUUUCAACAGUGUUCAGCUUAGUGAUUCUGCUCAACCUUUCCUUUCCUGCCUGCUCCCUGACCCUCUGUGACACUGAAAUAUCCACUUCUAGGACAACCUUCUUCCUAACCAGAAGGCUAAAGUUCUUCCCUCUCUUCUCCUGUUUAAAAUAUCAUCCUUGCAUCAGCCAGGUCUACUGUUUAGAGGGAUCAAAAGCUCUUUUCCUUCUGCCUUAUUCCCAUCCAUAUCCAUGUCCAGGGCCCUGAGCGCGCUGCUCUCCAGUGAGAGGUAAAACUUAAAUCCCUCAAUCUGAUACUUGGCAUAAUAACACCAUCUCUAGACCAUCAAAAACCCGGGGUGUUUUUAAGUCUAUAGUAUCCUAAUGAAGUAGCUAUCCUAGUUUGCUGAAGCAAAUAAUCAAUCCCUUGGAAGAUGGAUCUAAUUGCUGAAAAGUAACAUUGCUCUGAGACACGUUGUGGAAGCCUAGGAGCCAAGCUAAGGUAUUUCCCUCACAUGAACACCAAGGCUACAUAACUAACCCUUACUUUGGUGAAGCUUCAAAGGAAAAGACUCUAAAUUAACAUGAUACAGGAAAGCAAAUGCGAUGGAAGGGGCAGUAAAGAAACCUGUUGGUAUGAGUCAAGUUUGGAUUCUAGUACAGAUUCAAAAAUCAAACUUUUCUACUGGCUUAGGCUAGACAUUUACUUUCUUAGUGCCUUAGUUAACAGCAGCAGAAGUGGCAAUAAAGGAGCUGUCGGGCUAUAAUUAGUUGAUUAUUUGGUACUUGGAGGUCUUCAGUCUGAGGGAGUUAUGUUAUGUAUUAAAUGCUGAUGAACAUUGUUUGCGACCAAAGUUGGAGAAGGGAACUAAAACUAACACUCUAAGCUUCAGAAGAUCUUGAUUAAAGUUUUCCCUAUAUUUUAUCAUCACAUCAUGAGGUAGAUCAGAAUCCCAAAUCCAAAUGUUGAUGUUCUCAUUCAAAUUUGGACUUUACCUAUUUGGUCUCUUUCUGACCACAACUAAAUACAUUCCCAGACUGUUCUUAAAAUAUAAAAUAUGUAUAAAAGUUUCAUUUAAACAAAUGAUGCAGUUACUAAUGCUAAUCUAAUAAUCCAAGAGUGUGGAUAAAUUAGGAUGUGAUUACUUAAGGAGAAUAGGUGUAAAAGAGCACUUCUGGAGUACUGGUUAUUGUCCAAAAUAUCACUGGAAUUCUGAUGACUAUGUACAGUCUGCUUAUCUCUAUUUGACAGUGCUGUACAGAUUCAUUAUUUCUAAAGGUCUUCUUUCCAUUUCUAUAUAGAUAUUCUCCCUUCACAUUUUGAAGGUUUGAAGAAGAGGAUUGUUUUU
Messenger RNA from Cuculus canorus (common cuckoo), 7950 nucleotides. RefSeq lists its product as uncharacterized. The record is from RefSeq and is a predicted model, not a curated record. The transcript is spliced from 2 exons. Lineage: Eukaryota; Metazoa; Chordata; Aves; Cuculiformes; Cuculidae. The coding region runs from base 2294 to 3232 and encodes 312 amino acids.